Durotheca rogersii is the source of this 2999-nucleotide messenger RNA. RefSeq names its product ABC1-domain-containing protein. The transcript is spliced from 4 exons. The coding region runs from base 236 to 2272 and encodes 678 amino acids. Lineage: Eukaryota; Fungi; Ascomycota; Sordariomycetes; Xylariales; Xylariaceae. The record is from RefSeq and is a predicted model, not a curated record.
GGUUGACGGCGAUAAGGCCUGCGCGAUAAGGUAAUGGCAACGGCAUUCGGUCUUUCUCUUAAAUAUCGUCAUUGAAAAGCCCAUUCCGCUUACCUCUCUUUAUUUCCCUCUCGUUCGCACCGCCGAGGUAGGUAGUUCAUGGACGGACUGCCAUAAAAUAGCACGCCUGGAAAAUAACCACCUCCUAGAGGGGGUCGGAAGCUUCGUCUUCCGUCUCCAAACGCAGCUAGAGACGAUGCUCCGCAACGGCGCAUCCAACUUCUGCGCCCGUCAAGCCCUCUCCUGGCAGAGGAUAGAAGCUCACGAUGGCACGCACGCGACCGGAACCGUCCUCCGCCUCUCGACUCGCCCGCUUCGCCCCGUACGUCAAGCGGGCCGGAUACGAGCCUACUCGUCCUUCGAGCCUCUUCGCCCGCCCUCGCCCGCUUCUCUGGGCAGGCCUAGACAAGCGCGCGAGUUCAAGCGCGGCCGGAAAUGGGGCCGGCGACUGCUGAUCGUUUCCGCGAUAACCGGCACCGUCUACGUGAUUGAUAAGCAGGCCUUCGCCUCGGGCAUCGGACGGUCGCUGCUGACGUUCAGCACUGGCCUCCUCGUCGCCCUCGACUACAAGCUCAAUUUCCGCGCCGAGCCCAUCUUCGGCGGCACCAUCGAAGACCUGCACAUGCGCAGCGCCGAGCGCCUGUUCGACGUGCUGCGCGCCAACGGCGGCCUCUACCUCAAGAUCGGCCAGGCUAUCGCCAUGCAGAGCGCCGUCCUACCCCCCGAGUUCCAAAAGAUGUUCGCUAGGAUGUUCGACGACGCGCCGCAGGACGAGUGGAAGGACGUCGAAAAGGUCAUCAGGAAGGACUUCGGAGGCAAGAGCGUCGAGGAGGUCUUCGGCGUGAGCUUUACAGGCGAGGAGGGCAAGGGGCUGAUGGAGCGCAGGGCCAGAGCUAGCGCGAGCGUCGCCCAGGUCCACUGGGCAAGGCUGCCCGACGGGAGAGAGGUCGCGGUCAAGCUACAGAAGCCCGAGAUUGCCAAGCAAGUCGGUUGGGACCUGUGGGCGUUUAGAGUAGUGAUGCGGGUGUAUACGUGGUGGUUCGACCUGCCCCUAUACAGCAUAGUACCAUUUAUAACGGAACGUCUGAUGCUCGAGACGGACUUCGAGGCAGAAGCCAGGAAUUCGGAAAUAAUGAGGAACCUCGUCAACUCGGAACCCAGCCUCAAGGGUAGGGUAUACGUCCCGAAGGUCUACCCGGAGUUUACGACGAAGAGGGUGCUAGUGACGGAGUGGAUUGAAGGCAUACGGCUCUGGGACAAGAAUGCGACGCGCGGAAACUGGCUAGGUGGGCAUGGCAAUGGUUCCCCCGGCGUUAACAGCACUCAGCUGCAGUUUAGCCCAUCCGAUAUGGAGGCUGCCCGCCGGGAGUUGCGAGAGAACCCAUUCAAAGAACGGCUGAAGCCCGACCGCGAAACCUGGAAAGGGCGGAGCGGUAAGGGUGGGCUUGGUCUAUCGAGCAAGGAGGUCAUGACCACGAUGGUAGACCUAUUUUCGGCCCAGAUCUUUAAAUGGGGCGUCGUGCACUGUGAUCCCCACCCAGGUAACAUCUUCAUCAGGCGCCUCCCGUCGGGUCGGGCGGAGCUGGUCCUCAUCGACCACGGGCUCUACGUGUACAUGAGCCCCGAGUUCCGGCACCAGUACGCGCUGUUCUGGAAGUCGCUGAUGACGUUCGACAACAAGACGAUCGCCGAGAUCACAGAGCAGUGGGGCAUCAAGGCGCCAGACCUGUUCGCGAGCGCGACGCUCAUGCGCCCGUACGAGGGCGGCGACGGCACCACCAAGGACCAGCUCAUGAUGGAUCUCAAGGGCAAGACGCCGGCAGAGCGCCACUACGAGGCCCAGCAGCGCAUGAAGCAGGGCCUCCGCGACGUCCUGGCCGACGAGGACAAGUGGCCCCACGAGCUCAUCUUUAUCGGCCGUAACAUGCGCAUCGUACAGGGCAACAACCAGUUCCUCGGGUCGCCGGUGAACCGGGUCAAGAUGAUGGGCAACUGGGCGAGCCGUAGCCUGUUCCAGGACCCGAACCUGCCGUGGCGGGAGCGGUUGGUGAACGCGUGGCGGCACCUGCUAUUCCAGACGGUGUUGCUGGCGACGGACGUGGCGUUCUACACGUUUAAAGUGCGGCAGUGGCUCGGGUGGGGCGGCGGGAUGGAGGAUGAGGUGGAGGCGCGGAUGAAGGACAUGGCCAAGGACUUCGGCGUCGAGUUGCAACACGACGUCUUCGACGGCUGAAAGGGACGAGGGAGGUCGGCGGCACCUGUCCCUCUCCCCCUUACAUGGAACAGCAUUCACCCUUUGUGGGUUACAGACCUACACAUCAGACCUCCACGCCCACUUGUCUCGCAUGUAUAAGUAAGCACAAGAAGAAAAGGAGAGGCGGGAAUGCGAAAGGGCAAAAAGAAGUAGAUGGGGUAGACGGGCAUACGGCAGGGGUAGGUAAAAGAUUCUGACUAGGCCGGCUCACAUGUAGGACUAUUACGCGCAUACAGACAUACAUAGGCACAGACAGACAGGAUACGCCCAGGACAGCGAUGGAGAUAAUUCCCCUCCUUGCCCCCCUCAAGAGAGAAGAAUCCUGCGGCCCCUCUGCCAAACACUCUUCUGGGAGCUUUCCCUCCUUUCCUUUCCUUUUCUCUCCUCUUCUUUCCUUUCUGCCCCUCCCCCGCUUCUUUUUUUUUUCUUCUCUCUCACGGCUGCCCGCUUGCCUCGUAUCCGCUCUACAUAUUCGUAUAUGUACCUACCUAUGUACGUGAGACGAGCGGCGCCGCCUCUUUAAUCUCAGGCGCGCGGUCUCGGACACGCACGCAGAUAGAUAGACAGACGGAGAGGCGUGCGCUUACGGUCAGCUUGGAGGAGGGUGGAGACAUGCCUGCCUAUAAUAACCUAGGAAUAGGUAGGUAGAGAUAUCCGCGCCGAUCUGCCUGUUGUGUUGGCGGGCGGGUGCGUACGCAGACGCGGC